This is a messenger RNA of Prosopis cineraria, 1614 nucleotides long. Its product is annotated as EH domain-containing protein 1-like. Gene Ontology annotation, cellular component: intracellular membrane-bounded organelle; plasma membrane; cytoplasm. NCBI's taxonomy places the organism in Eukaryota, Viridiplantae, Streptophyta, Magnoliopsida, Fabales, Fabaceae. The record is from RefSeq and is a predicted model, not a curated record. Gene Ontology annotation, biological process: endocytosis; endosomal transport. Gene Ontology annotation, molecular function: protein binding; GTP binding; calcium ion binding.
AUCCCGCACCUAGCGAGUCAGACGCAAACAGGCACCAUCGUCUUCCUCAUUUGGCGCGCUCUGGUGAAAAGGGUUAAACUUUACUUCCAACACAGGAAAAACCAUUAUACUACUCUUAAGCCUCUCCUCAACACGAAAAGCACGUUCUCUUUCGUGCCCAUCCACCUCAGAUUGCCAAUACGACACCGUUAGUGGAUUCAUCUUUGCACUCGACUCUGUCUCUAACUCUCUUUUCCUUCCCCGAAAUAAGCGAAUUCCACAUUAGCAUCGCGCGAAGGUCUCCAUUUGAGAUCUUGGCGAAUCGGCAGGACCCUGAGAAUGGAGAUCGAUACGUUGCCCAUUAGUUCAGUUUCCAAAGAACACCAGAGGAUCUAUCAAGAGUGGUUCAAUCAUGCUGAUUCGGAUGGUGAUGGCCGUCUUACGGGGAGUGAUGCCAUUAUGUUUUUCUCUAUGUCCAAUUUGUCUCGCCAAGAUCUUAAGCAGGUUUGGGCUAUUGCAGUCAAGCGGCAAGGAUUUCUUGGUCUUAAAGAAUUUAUCACUGCUAUGCAGCUAAUUUCCUUGGUACAAUCUGGCCACCCAAUUUCACAUGAUUUGUCAACUAAUGAUGUUGAUUUGGAAAAUCUUAAGCCUCCCGAGAUGGAGGGUUUGGAUGUAUUACUGGCAAAGAAAAAGCAUAAACAUAAAGAGAAUGAUUUGAAUGGUAGUUCAUCACUGCAGCCAUCAAAUACAGCAAUUUGGUUUUCGUCAAAGUCAACAAAAAAGGUGCCUCUUUCUGCUGUGACAUCAAUAACUGAUGGGUUGAAGAGACUAUACAUUGAAAAGUUGAAGCCACUAGAAGUCACUUACCGUUUUAAUGAUUUUGUGUCUCCAUUACUGGGAAAUAGUGAUUUUGAUGCCAAACCAAUGGUAAUGCUUUUGGGUCAGUACUCAACCGGAAAAACCACAUUCAUCAAACAUUUGCUUCAAAAUAGUUAUCCUGGAGCUCAUAUUGGACCUGAGCCUACAACUGAUAGGUUUGUGGUUGUCAUGUCCGGACCUGAUGAGAGAAGUAUUCCUGGUAAUACUGUUGCUGUCCAAGCUGAUAUGCCCUUCAGUGGUCUCACAACUUUUGGCACAGCAUUUUUAUCAAAAUUUGAGUGUUCUCAAAUGCCUCAUCCUUUACUGGAGCACAUUACAUUUGUGGAUACGCCAGGAGUCUUAUCAGGAGAAAAGCAGAGGACUCAACGAGCAUAUGAUUUUACUGGUGUGACAUCUUGGUUUGCUGCCAAGUGUGAUUUGAUACUCCUUCUGUUUGAUCCUCACAAGCUUGAUAUAAGUGAUGAGUUCAAACGUGUGAUAUCAUCCUUGCGUGGGCAAGAUGACAAAAUUCGAGUGGUUCUGAAUAAGGCAGACCAAAUUGAUACUCAACAACUGAUGAGGGUUUAUGGAGCAUUAAUGUGGUCAUUAGGAAAGGUUCUGAAUACUCCUGAAGUUAUGCGGGUAUAUAUUGGUUCCUUCAACGACAAACCUGUAAAUGAUGCUUUCACUGGUCCAAUUGGUAAGGAUCUUGAAAAGGAACAAGAAGACCUUCUUUCAGAUCUCAAAGAUAUACCAAAGAAAGCUUGUGAUCGAAGA